AUGACCAACUGCUGCUGUUCCCCUUGCUGCCAGCCUACGUGCUGCAGAACCACCUGCUACAGAACCAUCUGCUGCCAGCCCUGCUGCGAUGGGUCCAGCUGCUGCCAGCCCUGCUGCAGUGGGUGUGACUGCUGUCAGCCCUGCUGCUCUGGGUCCAGCUGCUGCCAGCCCUACUGCAGAACCAUCUGCUAUAGGACCGUCUGCUGCCAGCCCUGCUGCUGCGGAUCCAGCUGCUGCCAGCCUUGCUGCUCUGGGUGCGACUGCUGCCAACCCUGCUGCAGAACCACCUGCUGCAGGACCGUCUGCUGCCAGCCCUGCUGCUGCGGAUCCAGCUGCUGCCAGCCUUGUUGCCAGCCUAUGUGCUGUCAAACCACCUGCUGCAGGACCAUCUGCUGCCAGCCCACUUGCUGUGGCUCCUGCUGUGGUGGACAAGGCGGAAGUAGCUGUGGAUGUGGCUGCGGUGGCGGUUGCUGUGGAGGCUGCUGA
Tupaia belangeri chinensis (Chinese tree shrew) is the source of this 486-nucleotide messenger RNA. RefSeq names its product keratin-associated protein 5-5. The coding region runs from base 1 to 486 and encodes 161 amino acids. The record is from RefSeq and is a predicted model, not a curated record. The transcript has a single exon. Lineage: Eukaryota; Metazoa; Chordata; Mammalia; Scandentia; Tupaiidae.